Molecule: messenger RNA, 3196 nt
Organism: Talpa occidentalis (Iberian mole)
Lineage: Eukaryota; Metazoa; Chordata; Mammalia; Eulipotyphla; Talpidae
Product: zinc finger protein 254-like
Exons: 6
Coding region: 815-2041 (408 amino acids)
Biological process (GO): negative regulation of transcription by RNA polymerase II
Molecular function (GO): DNA-binding transcription repressor activity, RNA polymerase II-specific; RNA polymerase II cis-regulatory region sequence-specific DNA binding
Source: RefSeq, a predicted model, not a curated record
GGGGCCCGGGGCCUCCGCGGUCGCUGCUCCCCCGCCGCGGGUUGCGAGCGGCCUUGUCGCCGAGGCUGGGCUUGGGAGUGUAAGCACAGCUGUCACGCGCAGUGACUCUGGUCUCUCCCAGGCAGUGUGUGGAGCGCUCUGGACAGGAGACUCCAGGACCCGGGACCAGCUGCCUCAGUCCUUUCCUGCAGGAUUCCAUCACCUCUCCCAGCGCCGCCUCCAGAGUCCUCUGGCAUCUUUGAGAGCAGUGGACAAUGGAUAAAUCUCUGGAACCCUUGACCUUCAGAGAUGUGGCCGUAGAAUUCUCGCAGGAGGAGCAGGACUACCUGGACCCGGCACAGUGGGAAUUUUACCGAGACGUGAUGUUAGAGACCUACAGGAACCUGGCAUCCUUGGGUGAUCUGCAGCCUGCUCUAUUAGUGCUCAUUCAAGAAAAUCAGUUCCUUAUUACAAGCUAAAAUCAGUGUGUUAUUGCACAUUCCUAUGACUCAGAUGUCUGGAAAUGGUUCUCAGGAUUGAAAAUUUAUUUCUUUAAAGAUUUAUUUAUUUAUGCAUACAAGAGCUGGGGUUCAGGCCAGAGGUGUGAGGGGUGAAAUGACUCACCAGAGACAGAGCCGGGAACAGAACAAGCAGAUCAACCGAAGCACACUGCUGAGGGGAGCAGCGGUCGAGUCAGGAGACGUCCACCUCGCCAUGUAGGCCACUCCCUGGCCGGCCAGGGAUUGAACUCUCGCUACAGAGGCCACGGACAGCUUCACAGGAUGCUCCUUAACCCCUUGCACCUCCAGGGAGGCCCCAGGAUAUGAAAAUUUAAAUGAUUUCUGGUCUUGCUAUGUCUAAGCCUGACCUGGUCGUCUUGUUGGAGCAAAAGGUGGAGCCCUGGGAUGUGAAGAGAAGUGCAAAUCCCGUCCUCCUCCCAGCCAUGUCUUCUCAAGACGACCAGGACUGCAUACCACAGUCAGGCACAGAAGAUUUAUUCCUAAAUGUGGGACCGGGAGGAGAUGGAAUCGACACCUUUGAGAAUUUAGAAUUAUUGAAAGAUCAGACAUGUCAAGAGGCAUGUGAAGGGCACAACAGUUGUUGCGAUGAAGAUGGCCGAGCAGCGACAAUUAUCCAUAGUAAAAUUUCUCCUGCAAAAACUGAUCCAGUGUGUAAACCAUGUUGGGUAAAACUCCAUUUUAUGUGUGUUGCAUGUAUAGAUAAAUAUGUUUCUGUUAGCAGAGAUCCAUGUGGCAUUUUUACCAAUACACAUUCUCAGAGAGGAAUAUUGGAACAUAUGGGAAGUCCCCUAGUCCAUAAUGGAAAUGAUUAUUCAAAACAUUGUCACCAUGGGGUAGGUUUAAACUUUGUGUCAAAUCAUUCUCAACAUCAGAGAAUUAGAAAGGAAGAUGAAAAAUCUACACAGGAUCCUAUUGAGGAGUCCUCAAACCUUCUCCAAUAUCAGACAAUUGGUGAGAAACCUUACAAUUGUAAAGAUUAUAGCAAAGAUAACACAUGCUGCUCCAGCCUUAAUGAACAUCAGAGAAAGAAACGGCGUAAAUGUGGAGAGCAUGGUAAAGGCUUUUAUUGGCAUUCACAGUUGACUCGACCUCUAAGAAGUCAUACUAGAGAAAAGCCUUACAUGUGUCCAGACUGUGGUAAAGCCUUUCUAUAUUUGUGUCACCUUUCCCAACAUCAGAGAGUUCAUAAUGGUGAGAAACCUUACAAAUGUGAAGAAUGUAAGAAAGCCUUUAAGGUGAAGUCAAGUCUUAGUCGGCAUCAGAGAAUUCAUACUGGCCUGAAACCUUACAAAUGUGAAGAAUGUGGCAAAGCCUUUAACUGGGUGUCAAAUCUUUCUAAACAUUACAAACUUCAUACUGGGGAAAAGCCUUACAAAUGUAAUGAAUGUGGAAAAGCCUUUAUUAAUAAUUCAAAACUUAUUCAAGAUCAUAGAAUUCAUACUGGGCAGAAACCUUACAAAUGUAAAGUAUGUGGCAAAGUCUUUAACCAGAAGUCACAUCUUAAUCGACAUCACAGAAUUCAUACUGUAGAGAAACCUUAGAACUGUUAAGAAUGUGGCAGAGCCUUUAAAAAAACAGUCAUAUCUUAGUCAACAUCAUAGAAUUCACACUGGGAAGAAACUACAAAUGUGAACUGUGGCAAAGCCUUUAACUGGAAGUCAAGUCUUAUUCUACAUCACAGAAUUCACAUUAGAGAAAUGUUAAAAUUCAAAGGUCAUUUUUUUACUGUAGUCUCUUUAACCAGAAGUCCAGAAGUUUCACCAGAAGUGGCAGUGAUUAUCCAGAAGUCAAAUCAUCCUAAACAUCAGAGUGCCUAGUGAGAGAACCCGUAAAUGAAAGUGACCAAUGGAUUGUCCAAAUAUAUAUUAUGAAACCACCAGAUUUUCAUACUGGAAACUUUAAAGAAGCAAAAAUAGGAGAAAGUAAUUUAUAAUGAAAAUUAGAUGCAUAUUGAGACAUUGCAGUGCAGUAGUAAGUUAAUUCCACUUGGCCAGACAUAACCUAAAAUGAGAAUAUGGUCAUGGAGCAUAAAACAAGAUUAAAACACUAAAUAUUAGCAUAAUUUAAAAGUUCAGGAGGCCUCCCUGGUGGUGCAAGGGGUUAAGUUGCAGCUUUGUGAAGCUGUUGGCAGCCACUGCAGCACAAGUUUGAUCCCUGUCCAGGGAGCUGACCGACAUGGAGCAGCAGACCUCUCCUGUCUUGCCUGCUGCUCCCCUCAGCAGUGUAUUUCAGUGGAUCUGCCUGUUCUGUUCCCCACUCUGUCUCUGGUGAAUCCUCUCACCCCCCUCACCUCUGGCUUAUACCCCAGUUCUUGUAUGCAUAAAAAUACAUCUUUAAAAAACAUAAAUAAAACUUGAAGACAAUGGUUUGGGUCAUGUAUAGUUAUUUUCUAUGUCCUUUUUUAUCAGCCAUACUUGAGAUAUGAAUAGACAUGAUGAAUGUAAUUCACGCCUAAAUUACUUCAUUCUAUGACUUUCUCAUGUACGUCACGUCAUGUGUUUGAUUGUUGCUGCCUCAAACAUCUAAGGGAUCCUUCUCUAAUGGAUGGAUUUGCUCACAUCUGACUUGCUCCUGCAAAUUUAAGGUGGUGUCAUAUAUCAUGUAUGAAGAAAAUGUGAAUGGAUAUGCUGUUUGGUUGACUCAAAAGAUUGAUCUAAAUCACCCAAUUGGCAUAGAAAUUAGACAGAGAAACAUGC